Messenger RNA from Onychostoma macrolepis, 6873 nucleotides. RefSeq names its product dopamine receptor D1a (gene drd1a). The transcript has 3 exons. Gene Ontology annotation, cellular component: membrane. The record is from RefSeq and is a predicted model, not a curated record. Gene Ontology annotation, molecular function: G protein-coupled receptor activity. Gene Ontology annotation, biological process: adenylate cyclase-activating adrenergic receptor signaling pathway. Lineage: Eukaryota; Metazoa; Chordata; Actinopteri; Cypriniformes; Cyprinidae. The coding region runs from base 4597 to 5688 and encodes 363 amino acids.
UUCAGGCAAAAACAUUUUAGGCAGUUUAAAUUAUAAUUAUACAUUGCUUCAGUGCUAAUUUAGAUCCACAAAAAAAAAAUAUGUUGCCUUUACGUUUAGGUUGAUUGUGUGUGGCACUGUGUGCGAAAAUGGACGUGUGGCGCGAAAACAGUGUCAAGUGCGUCAGUCUCGCGCUGAAUGCGAGAGAGUUGGCAGCCAUAAUUGUUUUAGACACGAGGCUCCGAACCAAGUGGAGUUUAUUUUAUAUAAAUAAAGCACAUUUUAGAACAGCAUUUAGAUACCUUAUAUGGUUGUCAGACGUUAGUGGGUUUUACAGUUAAUGUGGAAACUAGACACGUGGUUAUUCGACUACUAGCCAUAACACCUGUGGGCUCUUGAGGGAAAACACCGACCUUCACUAUGAUCUUUGGACCACUUGGUUAAUAAGGAGGCCGUGUAUACAAUAUUAAGCCUGAUGGAUAGAAACAGACAGUCCCGCAGCUGCUGGCAGUGUCCUGACGAGAUGGAGCAUCCCUAACAACAGGAACGGAAUAUUCAGGAGACCAAUGACGAAGAACAUCCAGCUUCCAGAGCGCGUUGCAAGACCGUUAUGCCAGAAAUUGGACUUCCUGUAUAUGAAGACUUCAAGAUCAAUCAGUUUAUGGGUCUUCCCGUGAAUAAGGUGCACUUUUGUGUUCUAUUGGUUGUCUUUAUUAAAAAUUAGAGGCACAAAUCCUUUCUUGAGGCGAGAACUAUUAGAUAUGUUAAACUCAUAUCGAAACAUAAAAUUAAUGUAGCAUAAAAAUUAGCUAGUUUUAAACCUCAAAUGCCUGAAUCCCCUUUAAAUAAUGAUUUUGUACCCUGACCCUCAUCUUGACCUUCCUGACUGUCCAACAUUAAAAAAAAUAAAAAUCACAAUGGGUGUUCACGUGACAAGAAUAGACAUAAUUUGUACCAUUUCUGAAGACAAAAAAUAUAAUAUUAAAUAAAUAAAUAUAUGUAUGUUCAGUUUAUUAAACAAAUUACUUAUUACUAGAAUUGACAUAAUUUGUGCCCUUUCUGAAGUCAAAAAAAAAAAAAAAAAAAAAAAUGAAUGAAUGAAUAACUUUGUAGUUUACGUAAAUACUUUGUCCUUCUGAGGUUGAUGAUUAAUAUUUUCUGCAGGCUAUGCACCUCCUACACUGACUUCUUCACAUUUGCUAAAAAAAAUAAAUAAACAAAAUGAGUUUCAGACCAUAUUUUGUACCCUAUCUGUGGAAAGUGCCUUCACAGCUUUAUCUAAACUCUAACAUUAUGUAGACUUAAACAUACAGACACCUUAUCUGGACUCUGUCCACUACCACAAAGGGAGCCGUCAGCUGCACUGCAAUUACUUUAUUUAUAAACCCCAUCUGGUUAGAACUGGACUAGUCAGAGACACGGACAAGACACGAUGAAGUCACACAAUUCACUAUUGUUAUUGCAACACUGAGACACAUUCUACAAAAUCCAUGCAUUGCACAGUUUAGCUGGUCACUUCCCUGUAUUGUUUUUUGUGUCAUCCAGAUUUUGUAAGUCACAGUUGUUAUCAUCUCAGAAAACAGACAGAAAGUUCCAUAUGAAAGUACCAAAACAUUUGAUAAGAUGCUAUCUUGACAGUCUUGUCAGUUUUGUAAGAAGGAGUGUGGGGAAGAGAUGGGUUUUGCUGGUUUCCUGUCCCAAAAAAACGUGUUCUCUACCAAUACUUUCUGAUUUGUUUGAGAUAAACUAAGUCAGACAGCGGCAGAGAGUGAUGACUGAAAGAAUUCACACACGUCAGACGAUGAUUUUGAAACUGCAGGAGCAAAAGCAGCUGGAGCUUAUGUAAAAGCUCUCAACUCAGGCCUCGGCGAUUCCAGACAGAUCGUCUGCUUAGAAGCUGUGAUUUAUGGGCUGCUGGUGGCCAAAUCUAAACUCAGAUCACCGUGUCUUUGAUGAUUUUUCAAGUGUCCACCUUCAUCAAUCCAGCCUGAGAAACCAGUAGCCAUGUCUGCAUUGAUCUGGAUCUGAUCUUGAAACAGACUGACCUUAAUCAGGAAAGAGCCGCAGAGGGAAAUGAUAUGCGUCAGCAGCACACCUUAUAUGGUCAACUUAUACACUGAGGCUUUACCAAUCACAUUAGUUAACAAUUUACAUAUCAGUAUUUCUAUUAAGAAACCUCUAAAACAUAAUUGUUUUCUUAUCGAGUCUAAUAAUCAGCAUUUAGGAAGCAGAAACUCUACAAUCAAGUACAGUACAUUCGUUUCUUAGGAAAUUGAUCCUUUCUAGGUUUCAGUGACUGAUGUGAUUAUAGUAAAAUAAUCAAUUUAAGCAUUCAGUGAUGGUGCACAUCAUGAGACCACCAAUGAAUUUGAUAUGCACAAGGAUCAAUAUUUAAAAUUGUGCAUGUAUGCUUUUAAAAUGUAUUGUAGAAUGUGGCAUCAAAAAUGCAUUGUCACAAUAAAAGGAAAAAAGUAACUUUUAAGAAAAACAAUAUUUAUUGGGAAAGACAAUGUAUUUUUUUUUUUUUUCUGGCAACCAAUGCUUGUUUUGAGUCUUUCAAAGCACUGCAAGAUGAACCAAGUUGUUGCAUAAAAAAAGACACAGAAAAAAUACAAUUUUAUAGCCCAUUAUAGAUCUAAUGCAUGUCUUCUCUUUUAAAAGAAACCCGUUCUUAGGUUUAAUAAACCAUUUAAACAGCAUUCAUCUUGCUUUGAGCUCAGUUUAAUAUCUACUCAUCAUCUAAAGCUUUGUUGCAUCAAACCCACCAACAAGGAGUCUUCAUCAUCGCAAAGAUUUCUCUCUCACAGUUGCAAUAAAUUGCACGUUUGAUCAAAUUUCAAGAGCAGACCCUCUUUCAGUGAAAAUAAAGAUGGAUGAUAAAAAACACUUUACAUAGGAGUUUUUAUACUACUUUCCAUACCCUCCUCAUGCCUGUCUAUAUUCAACUUUUUCAAAAUAUUGAUUUUUUUUUUUUUUUUUCAGAAGACAUUUAUCAUAACAUAAAAGGUGUGUCUUGCUUUUUAUUUUUUCCAACAAUUUUGUGUGGAAAUCUGAUGACCGGCAUACCGGACAUUUGAACAGCAUUUCACACUACUUGCCUCCAAACUGCAUUACAUAUUUAAACAAUAAUAAUAAUACUACAAUAUAAUCAUAAAUACAUUAGGAACAAUAACAGUGCAAACUGCUCUAGGAAAUAAUUCACGCUAGGCUACAUUCAGGUCUUCAGUAUGACUCCCUACUUAAUCAUACAAAGGCACUUCACUGUAACAAAUGACUAAUUAGGUGAUUAAGCCUGACUAUUAUCAGUAUUUUAUCAGAUAAGCUCAUUAGUUUAAUAUUUUGCAUGCAUCAAAAUAUAGCUAGGAAAUAUGCUGUGCUGGCUUUAAAUCGUGCUAAAAUAACUUUGCAAACAUUAGUAACCUAAUAUGCAGAAAUUAGCAUUUUAAUAACGAAUAACAUCUGAAGACGACCCCUAACAAGUAACACUGGAUAUUAAAAAUAGGAGCGUAAUGUAAAAGCAUGAAGAAACGCAUUUGGUUAGUAUGGGACUCCCCAUUAGGUGGCCUCGUUGACUUGAUUUAGGUUGUAACACCUGACAAUCCAAAUAUGCGAGUUUUACAACACAUUUCCUUAUUUCAGGUUAACAUCAACAGUAAAUCUGCAGCACUCGAGUGAAUUAAUUAAUGAAUGAACGAAUUAGCAAUUCAUUCAUGCAGUAACCUACUGAAGAGAAAAAAGUAUAGCCUAACAGCGAUAAUCAAACGCACUCAUGCAAUUCAUAGCCUGAGCAUAAAAUAAAGAUUUAAUUAAAAUCAUGGGUCAUGAAUCGUUCAAGUUCAAUCGUAAUAGAAUCGUAACAUGAGAGCGCGUCGCGCACGUGCGCUGAGCUCCACUGUGACUCAAUGUUUUUCAGCACAGACUCUAAAACCGGACCUACUGUUGGAGUAAUUUCUCAAGCCCCUCGCGCUCUGGCACGACGCAUCUCGGUGUGAAGUGUGUUUGUCAUGUCACUCGGCGUCGGGUCUCACCGAUGUGGACGCGCAUUCGUCGCGUUGAACGCAUGCCGAAGCAAUAACACCUUCAUUUCGACAGAAUAAAGGUGCGCGAGAGUCAUUCACCGAGGACGCUCACGAAACAAGUUUUCCUUCCUGUUUAUUCAAACGAAUCGCUUUUUUUACGGGUUAGAAGACGGGUCAAAUGACAAACAGUGCAACAUUAUUCGGAUAAAUGCAAAAAGAAGCACUUCGGUAUCAUCUAACAGAAAUGCAAGAACAGGUUAUUCCUCUUUGCAAUCUGAAACGUGUCUCUUAUGGCAUAAGGACUCCUACAUGAUCUCUACUAGAUAUAUAAGGGAACUCUGGAUGGGUGAGUAAAAACUGUGCAGACUUUGUUUCGAUGGAUGCAGCAUCACCGAGAUGCUACUACGAUAUUGUUAUAUUUCUCUGAAUGGCAUGCUGGUAUAACUGAACCGAACCUGAAGGACUUUAUUGGAAUGCAGGACAGUGUGCAAUGGAAUAUGAACUGGAAAUAUGAACAGCCCUUACUUGACGUUUGACACGUCUGACGGACGUGCUCAAACACUUCACGUCUAGUUCUCAUGAUGCAGUGAGAUAUUAGAUGGCAGUGAUGGAUUUGAACUUGACGACGGUCAUUGACAGCGGCUUCGUGGAAAGCGACUGCUCCACGCGGGUUCUGACCGGUUGCUUUCUGUCCGUUCUAAUCCUCUCCACUUUGCUCGGGAACACACUGGUUUGUGCAGCUGUCACAAAGUUUCGCCACCUGCGCUCUAAAGUCACCAACUUUUUUGUCAUCUCGCUGGCCGUGUCAGAUCUGCUGGUGGCCAUUCUGGUCAUGCCCUGGAAGGCUGUGACAGAGGUCGCAGGCUUCUGGCCCUUUGGUGCAUUUUGUGACAUUUGGGUGGCUUUCGAUAUCAUGUGUUCCACGGCGUCUAUCCUAAACCUGUGCGUUAUUAGUGUGGACCGAUACUGGGCCAUUUCCAGCCCGUUUCGCUACGAGAGGAAGAUGACUCCCAGAGUGGCCUUUGUGAUGAUCAGCGUGACUUGGACCCUGUCCGUUCUCAUCUCCUUCAUCCCCGUGCAGCUCAAAUGGCACAAGGCUCACCCGAUAAGCUUUCCGGAGGUCAAUGCAUCUCGCAGGGCUCUGCUUACGGACAACUGCGACUCCAGCCUCAACCGAACGUACGCCAUUUCAUCCUCACUCAUCAGCUUCUACAUUCCCGUCGCCAUCAUGAUUGUAACAUACACUCAGAUUUACCGGAUCGCCCAGAAGCAGAUCCGACGGAUCUCAGCUCUGGAAAGGGCUGCGGAAAGCGCCAAGAUCCGCCAUGACAGCAUGGGCAGCAGCUCCAACGUGGAUUCGGAGAGCUCCUUCAAACUGUCCUUCAAAAGAGAGACGAAAGUCUUAAAAACGCUGUCGGUUAUAAUGGGGGUUUUUGUGUGCUGCUGGUUGCCCUUUUUCGUCCUGAACUGCAUGGUGCCGUUUUGUAAGCAAACAUCAGCCGGUCUCCCCUGCAUCAGUCCAACAACGUUUGAUGUUUUUGUCUGGUUCGGAUGGGCUAAUUCGUCUCUCAACCCCAUCAUAUACGCCUUCAACGCCGACUUUCGCCGAGCCUUUGCCAUUCUUUUGGGAUGCCAGAGACUCUGUCCGGGAAGCAAUAGCAUGGAGACGCCUAGCCUGAAUAAGAACUGAAAAGCAAUGUGAAUUGAAAAGAAAGGAUUGGAGAUUAAGACUUUGGGAAGAGAGCCCUCCUGCUGUGCUGGAGAGCAGGGGAAGCGGCUGCGACGUCCCUUAAACGAGGCUAAUCUCUAUAAAAUAAAGCUAUACUUCCCCAAAGAAUGACACACGGGUGGUCUGCGCGUUCCCAGUGUCUUUUACAGACAACGAACAGAUCAUUGAAUCCACAAGUGACUUGCAAUCAGAGGAAAUGUAGUUUCUUCGAAUGUUUUUGUUUUUUUUGGGAGGUCUUGUUUAUUUUAAAGAAGCUGUACAGUAAUAAUGUUAAAGUGCUGGGCAAAACUGCAAUACAGUGGAACAAACGUUGUGUAUUUACUGCAAACGAGUGGAGAAUAUGUUCGUCAUUCCAAAAAUAUAGGAAACAUCACUGAAUAAACGACCAUCUCAGUCAUUUCCAAUAAAAUUCAGUGUAAUCUGAAUCUAAUACAUCGCUGCUCGAUAAAUAUCUAUCUCAUGCUCUCCACUCUCAUUACAUUUCCUUUACGUCUUGCCUUAUUCAUGAGACUUCACAUUUUUUUUUCCAAAACAAGAGGGCAGAUGGUCAAUCAUGAGAUUGCCGUCCCAUUAUUGCCAUAAUGAACAUGUAUAUUGUUCUGUGGCACUUGUUCUCUUCAAAGCCUCUGAUUCAUUAUUAAACUGUGAAAGCUAAACACCACGGCUAGCAGAACAGAUGGCCGUAAAAUAAAAAUGCAGAUGUGGCAGAGCGCUCAUUUACGGUCAUCAAGUAAUAGAUACGUUAUUGUUGAGAUUGUAAUUAUGUUCUGAAAGCGUAUGGGAUCCUCGGUCCCGGUACAAAAUAACACUGGAUGUGAUGCAAUGUGUCAUGUGAUAACGUGGAAAAUGAAACGUUGAGAACCUCUGCGAGCGAACUGAAUGUAAUUAAUUGUGAUGAGUCUAAUUAUGUGGUCAGUUUUAUGGUAUUUUUGUGCUUUCGCAACACAUCAUUUGGUGCUGUUACUUGUAUUUCAGAGUACUGCAUUUAUUGUGGUGUUUAGAGAGAGACACUGAUUCAGUGAUGUAGCAUUACAAUGUUGAAGUAGAAUUAAGUGAUGUUUAACUUAUUUGGCAACUGAUGAGAAAGUACAUAUGUAAAGCAAACAUCAUGGUGUUCAAGUUCUUAAAUUAAAAUGUGUUUGUUCU